Penicillium daleae is the source of this 1326-nucleotide messenger RNA. RefSeq lists its product as uncharacterized. NCBI's taxonomy places the organism in Eukaryota, Fungi, Ascomycota, Eurotiomycetes, Eurotiales, Aspergillaceae. The coding region runs from base 1 to 1326 and encodes 441 amino acids. The transcript has a single exon. The record is from RefSeq and is a predicted model, not a curated record.
AUGCGCACCUCUCAAGAACUUGCAGUCGGAGCGAUUGCCGCAAUUUUAGGUCAUACCUCGGCCAUCCCUAUUGUUGUUCAUCCUGGUGGGGCCAAUGAUCUUGUUAUCACGUCGCAAGAUACUCUCGACGAGACAAUUUCUGUGAAUAAUGCUAUCAAGGCUGCUCCUCUGGCAUCUAAUGCCGCCGAGAAGCUUUCAAUCUCUGUUUACAACAAUUUUCAGAGUGAUGGUAUCAAUAUCUAUGUCACUGGACUCGGUCCCAACGGGGAUAUUGUAUGUCUGACAUCUAGUGGAAGCUGGUAUACGCCGGUAGGAAAUAGCAAUGAGACAAGUCCCCAAGAAAUCACAGAAGACAUUGCUAUUCCUCUUGGCGAUUAUGAGACAACUACUUCGUUUACUCUCCCGAGCUAUUUGUCAUCAGGUCGGAUUUGGGUCGCAAACGGCGACUUGACAUUCUAUACGGUGGUAGCUGCAACUGGUGUUCUAUCUCUUGUUGAACCAUCCGCAGUCAACCCAGAUGAUCCAAGUGCAGAUGUCAACUGGGGCUUCGUUGAGCUUACGACGGACCCUGGCGGAAUUACGGUCAAUCUGAGCUAUGUCGACUUCGUUGGUCUUCCUCUUGGUAUUGAGGUUCAGGGCAGUGAUGGUACGCAAACAGCUUUAGGCGUAACAGCAAAUGCUGUAUCAUCAAUCUGCAGCGCCUUGGCCACAAAAUCAUCCUCAAAUGGCCAACCCUGGAAUGAACUCUGCAUGACUGAUAGUAGCGGCAACUUCCUCCGCGUAGUAGCUCCUUCCGACUAUAUAAGUCUGUAUCCGGAUGCUUUCGACUCAUAUUGGACGGACUACGUCUCUCAAGUCUGGGCUCAGUACGAAAAAGUACCAUUAACAGUUGAUACUCAGGCUUCGGCUGGUCAGGUAAACUGUACUGUCUCGAGCGGUAAUUUGACUUGCGCAGGCGACAACAGAGGCUACGUACAACCAGCUGCCAGCGACAUCUUCGGUUGCAACAGCGGUCCAUUUGCAAUUGAGUCAACUGAUAAUGCUGUUCAUCAAGCUAUCGUGCCGCGUCUCUGUGCCGCUUUUGACCGAUCAACACUUUUGCUCAGUGGUGGCAAUGUACAACCCAGCCUCGAGUCGAGUUAUUAUUACACGGCAUCACCGACAAACUACUACAGCAAGAUUGUGCACCAGUAUGAGGCUGACGGGAAGGGAUACGCCUUUGCUUACGAUGAUGUUACUCCUGAUGGCGUGCUAAAUGCAUCUGGUCUUCUCUCUGAUCCUAACCCCACUGUUCUCACUAUCACUGUUGGAGGACCAACGUCUUGA